Molecule: messenger RNA, 867 nt
Organism: Knipowitschia caucasica
Lineage: Eukaryota; Metazoa; Chordata; Actinopteri; Gobiiformes; Gobiidae
Source: the annotation of a GenBank genome assembly
AUGAUGAAUUCUGAUCAAGACCAAAGAAAUCGAAACCAAACCAACCAAAAUGCUGAGAGAAACUCUCAAUCUGAGAGUGCUCCUGAACAACAGCAACAUCAAUCUGGAUAUACUGUGAUCAGACCUAAUGAAACACGGAGGAACGACUUAACCAUGGUGGCGCAAAGUGAAGUAGAGCGUUUAAAAGCACUUAGAGAAGCACAAAGAUCUGCUCCUGUACACAUAGAUCCUCAGAGAGUGGGAGGAAAUGGGACAAUGGCUGAAGCCCGUGAACAGCAGUUUAGAAAGCAGAGGUCCUUGAAAUCACAGAAACGGCUGAAGAUGGAGGAAGAAAAGAAACGAAAGAAAGAAGAGGAGGAAAGAGAGAAUCAGAUUGUUAAAGACAAAGCAAGAGAACAGGCGGAGAAACAGGCACAGAAAAGAGAGAAAGAAGACAUUUCAAGGAAGAAGAAGUUUGAUCCAGAUCGCCAGAGAUGCCUGGAGCGUUAUGAGAGAAAUGGCUCAUCAAGCACAAUUGGCCCACUGGAACAAAAUACACCCUCCCCUGACGCUAGGGACAUGCCCAAAGUGAAAACUGAGCAGGAAAAAAGGAUGGACCAUGAGAGAAGAAAUGCGACCUUCCUAGACAAAAUAGAGCAGCAAAUGAAGAAUUUGAAUGGUGGUGGUGAAUCUCCUGAACCAAUCUGUUCUGGAAGCUCAGCUGGAGGCGGUGCGACAAACACAGUUCCAACCUCUGGACCAGACUUUGAAUGGGCCUUAAUGAAGUUGAUGCGUAAAUUUCCUUCUUUUGACAAAGACUUUCUUGGAGACAUUCUCGGUCAAUUCAAUGGGGACUUUGAACAGGCCUCAGCGCUUCUCUCUGAGUAA